Molecule: messenger RNA, 960 nt
Organism: Talaromyces marneffei
Lineage: Eukaryota; Fungi; Ascomycota; Eurotiomycetes; Eurotiales; Trichocomaceae
Exons: 1
Coding region: 1-960 (319 amino acids)
Biological process (GO): secondary metabolic process
Cellular component (GO): cytosol; cytoplasm
Molecular function (GO): hydrolase activity; carboxy-lyase activity
Source: RefSeq, a predicted model, not a curated record
AUGACACCCAUCAUAACCCUUGAAGAGCACUACAUCUCCUCCGCCAUCCGCGACGCCUCCGAGACAGACCACUACGCCGUCUUCCCCUCCCAAAUCAUCUCCAAACUCAACACUCUAAGUACCGAGCGUCUUCAAGACCUCGACAACGGCCAUGUUUCUCUGCAAGUAAUCUCCCACGGCCCCGGCGCCCAGCCACCAUAUUUGUGUCAAGCCGCAAACGACGAACUCGCCUCCGCCAUUUCUGCAAACCCGACUCGUUUCGCUGGUUUCGCGCUUUUACCCAUAGCUGAACCACAACUCGCAGUGCAGGAGUUGGAGCGCUGCAUAACACAGCACAAGUUUGUGGGUGCUUUGAUUGACAACCACACAAACGGCCAGUUCUAUGAUGAUCAGAAAUUCUGGCCUGUCUUUGAGAAGGCGCAGGAAUUAGAUGCGCCGAUUUAUAUUCAUCCUUCGUACCCCGACGAGGAAUCUGGGGUGGCUGCUCAUUACCGGGGUAAUUAUGAUGAUCGAAUUGCCGCUGCUCUGGGUGCGUAUGGUUGGGGCUGGCAUUCUGAUACCGCCCUUUCGAUCUUGAGGCUUUUUGCCGCUGGUCUGUUUGAUACAUACCCCAACAUCAAAAUCAUUAUUGGCCACAUGGGGGAAAUGCUACCCUUUCAACUCGAGCGGGUGAUUGGGAUUGCGUCAAGGUUCGGAAGAUCGCGAGGACUUAGAGAAGUAUGGACGCAAAACAUCUGGGUGACAACGAGUGGAAUGUUUGCGUUGGCGCCAUUGGCGUGUUUGUUGCAAACCAUGUCGAUUGAGAGGGUGUUGUAUAGUGUUGAUUAUCCGUUUUCGGCGAAUGAGAAAGGGUUUGCCUUCUUGGAGGAGAUUAAGAAGAGUGGGUUGAUCAAGGAAGGGGAGGAUUGGGAGAGGUUUUUGUAUAAGAAUGCGCAAGAGUUGCUGAAGGUGAAUGUUUGA